This is a messenger RNA of Babjeviella inositovora NRRL Y-12698, 1773 nucleotides long. It is a transcript of the gene RGD1, whose product is annotated as Rgd1p. Gene Ontology annotation, biological process: signal transduction; regulation of GTPase activity. The coding region runs from base 1 to 1773 and encodes 590 amino acids. The record is from RefSeq and is a predicted model, not a curated record. Lineage: Eukaryota; Fungi; Ascomycota; Pichiomycetes; Serinales. The transcript has a single exon. Gene Ontology annotation, cellular component: cytoplasm.
AUGUCGGAAUCAACAGAUCUCUUUGAGGACGAGAAAAUCAAGCGGGUGAUGAGCGGCGACUCGUCGCUCGACGCGUUGCUCACGCGCCUAAAACAGAGCAUGGUGUCGACAGACGAAUACGCCAAGUUUGUCAAGAAGAAGGCGGCGCAGACCGAGGAUUACUACAGUAACUUGCGCAAGCAGGCAAAACACACGACAGAUCACAUCGGCAGCAAUGCGACGCAAUUUCGCAAUGACUCCUUCAUGCGCUCUUUCCAGCAGAUUGUGACGUUCGACGACAAGCUUUACAGCGUGGGCCACUCAUACGUGCAAGCGUUGCUGGUAAUGAGCGAUGAGCUCCACUCGCUCGUAAUGGCAAUCUCCAAGAGCCGUAAGUUGAUCAAGGAGGAGGGGAAAAGACGCGAAAAGGAGUGCAUCGACGCGAUUCUGGCGGCGGAAAAGGCGAAACAAAAGUAUCUCAGCUUCUGCACCGAGCUCGAGAAGUUACGCACGACCGAUCCCAACAAGAAGUCGUUCUCCUUGACUAACAAGACGAACGCGCAGCAAGAAGAUGAGCUCACCAAAAAGAUAGAGGCUGCCGACGCCGACUACCGGUCCAAGGUGAAGGUCUGCGAGAGCCUCAAGCUCGAGUUGGUCAAUCACCACAGGCCAAACUCUGCGUCAAAGUUGAAGAACUUGAUCCUAGAGAUUGACAUUGCUCUUAAUGUGCAGUUACUGAAGUAUGUGACGUGGCAAGAGACGUUGGUUAUGAACUCGGGGGUCAUGAUUAGCCCGUUUGCGGGUGGCCCGAGUAAGAAGUCCAUGAAGGAGAUUGCGUCGGCCGUGAACAAUGAACUUGAUUUGUACAACUAUUUGUUGAAGUUCAUCAAUAUGAAGCCGAACGUGAACUUGGUUCCGGUGGUGUACAAGGUCCAUCCGUCGUUGGAGCGUGCCAAUGGGAACUACAAGCCGCUUCCAGUCGCCAAACCGUUCUUCAACCCUAAUCCGACACCUCUGGCGGGCUCUGUGCCGUCGUCAGUAACCAGAUCUGUGACUUCCGGGCCCGUUGGGUCGUCGCUUGAGGGCUCUUCCUACAAGUCCACGUUAGACCCGGACCACAAGUAUGAGGUGACGCCGUCGCGUCCGCUCAACAGUGUGUCAAAGGACCCCACCUUUGGCAUCAAGCUUGAGGAGGUAGUGGAGAAGGCAGGAAACGACAACGUGCCGUUGAUAGUCGAAAGAUGCAUCCAACUCAUCGAUGUCUACGGCUUGAAGCUCGACGGGUUGUACCGUAUCAGCGGAAACGCCACCGCCAUUCGUCAGCUCAAAGAGCUAGUCGACCAGACGCCUACUAACUACCUCAAGGUCGGCGAGUACUUGUCUCUCGAUGGUAGCUCCAGCCCUACCGACAGCGAGAUCCACCUCAUUGCGCUGUUGGUGAAGAACUUUUUUUCGUCGCUCUCGGUGCCGCUCAUCUCGGUCGACUUGUACACGUUGCUUCUUGACGCGUUGAAAACCGCGCCGGACUCCACGUUUGUGAUGCGCAAGUUUCACCAGAUUGUCUACAAGCUCGCUGACCCCGAGUAUUUCACUUUGCGCUACUUGAUCUUCCACUUGAACCGCGUGGCCGAUCUCCAAGACACCAACCGCAUGACCCCACGUAACUUGGGGAUCAUCUGGGGGACCACCUUGUUGCCGUCGCUGAACCCGAACGCCGAGGAAAUGAGCUACCAAGGGAAGAUAAUCGAGGAGUUGAUGCGCAUUGCCAACGACAUUUUCGAGCCAGACACCUAG